AUGGAAACCUUCCGAUGCGAAUUAGAUCAUUCAUAUCAGUUACCUGAUAUCCACGAUGACUUGUCAAGACAAUUGAUGAAAUUACGUCAACAGUCUCCAGAACGUUUACUAACACCAGUACAUGUUCUAAGUACUAUUACUGAUACUGUAGGUGAUCAAAUUGAAGAACGAUUUCGAGAAGCUCUGAAGUGUCACAGUGGUAAACGUAUCAUUCUCAUUCCUUAUCUAAUGGACAAUCAUCAUUGGAAUGGAAUUUUACUCGAGUGGAACUCGAUGGAACAAAUUGAACAAUCGGAAUUUAUUAAUCCAGUCACAGGCUUUGAUUCUAUUCCAGAUGAAUUACAGAAAUGCUUCAUAAAAAUAUUUCCAAAAAAUGUCUUACGAUCUAAAAUUAUGUUAAAAGACGAAGAUCGAACUAAAAGUAGAUUGUUAACCGUGAUCAAUUUAUUAAAUGCAGUGCAAAAUUCACAUUUCGAUCAAUCACCAGCAAAUUUACACACAAAUCAAGAAGGUUCUACAACAUCCAUUGAAGGUAAUCAAAUGAACUUUGAUGAACUUGAAAAAAAACUCAGUAGUGGAUUCGCUAAAUUUAAUAUAUCUGAUGAAAACAUAUUGUCAGAUAGAAUCAAACGAUCACAAAAUCGUAUUAAAGAAUAUCAAGAAACAGAAAGAAUGGAAGAUGCAGAACAGGAGAUGAAUUAUUUAAAAGAAUAUGAAAUAUUAGCAGAACUUGCUAAAAGAAUCAGACUUAUGAAAUCGAAUGUUUCUGAAUUAGAUACAGCAAAUUUAGAAAAACAGUUAGCUGAUAGUUUGACCAAGCUGCGAAUUACUGAUAUAAAAGCAUUGCCUGACAGAAUAGUAAGAUCAGAAAAACGAAUUGAAGAAUAUCGAGAAGAAGGAAGAUUAGAUGACGUUGAAAAAGAAACAGCAUUUUUAAAUGAAUGUAAGAAAUUACAAAAACUUGCUGAAGACAUACACAAUCGAGACUCGACAGACCAUGGUAGUGAACAAAGUAAAUUGUUCAAGUUGAAUCAGCUAGAACAAAGAUUAGCUACUGGUUUAGCGAAUAUAAAUAUGGUUGAUCCUACAAAAUUAUUAGAUAGAAUUGAGAGGUCUGAAGAACGAAUAAGAGAAUUCGAAGAAGAAAAAAGAGUUGACGAUUUAGAAAGAGAAAAGAAAUAUUUAACUGAAUAUAAAAUGUUAAAGAAACUUAGUGAAGAGAUUUGUUCUUUGAAAUCGAAUGUGAUUGAACCAUCAGGAGUUGAUGAAUUACAAAAGAAACUAAAUGAUGGAUUAACUAAAUGUAAAAUUUCAAAUGUAAAAGAUUUACCCGAAAAAAUUCGGCGAUCCGAACAACGAAUCAAAGAAUAUAAAGAUGAAGAUCGUUUGGAAGAAGUAGAAAAUGAAAAUAAGUAUUUGACUGAAUUAAAUAAGCUUCAAAAAUUCGCAGAUGAAUUGGAUAAGCAUAAAGCAACAGCAUCUAGUUCAUUAGAUAAUUCCCAAUCAAAACUUCGCGAAUUAGAAGAAAAAUUACAAAGUGAUUUAUUAAAAUUCAAACUUUCAAGUGUAAAAGAUUUAUCUGAUAAAACUAAACGAUCUGAACAACGAAUUAAAGAAUAUAAAGAUGAAGACCGUUUGGAAGAAGCAGAAAAUGAAAAUAUUUAUUUAACUGAAUUAAACGAACUCCAAAAAUUAGCAGAUGAAUUGGAUAAGCAUAAAGGAACAGCAUCUACUUCAUUAGAUAAUUCCGAAUCAAAACUUUGGAAAUUAGAAGAGAAAGUAGAAAGUGGUUUAUCAAAAUUCAAACUUUCAAGUGUAAAUGAUUUAUUCGACAAAAUUAAACGAUCUGAAGAGCGAAUAAAGGAACAUAAACGUGAUGGUCGUUCAAAAGCAGAAGAAGGUGAAAAUAAUUAUUUAGCGGAAUUAAAUGAACUUCAGAAAGUAGCAGAUGAAUUAGAUGAGCAUAGAGGAACAGCAUCUAUUUCAUUAUAUAAUUCCGAAUCAAAACUUCGGAAAUUAGAAGAAAAAGUAGAAAGUGGUUUAUUAAAAUUCAAAAUGCCGAAUAUAUCAGUUUUGGCAGAAAAAAACGAGCGAUUAAAGGAACGAAUUAGUGAAUAUCAGGAAGAAAAUCAAAUUGAUAAAGCAGAAAAAGAACAAGAAGAUCUAAGUAAAUUGUCUAAUGAAAUAAUGAAUUUGAAAUCAAUUUCCGAGAAUCCAUCGACAGAUGCUUUUCCGAAAUCAACUAAGAUUGCUUCAGAAGUUGUGAAUAAUUCUCGUACAAGUAUAAAACACGAUGUUGAGAAAGAGAAAUUAGAUGAUGUUAAUAUUUUUCAUCAAGAUUGGAUUAAUAUGCAUCCAUGUGCAGAAAAAACUGUUAUGCAACUUUUGGACCAUUUUCAACGGAUAAAUUGUGAUGAAGAUCCGAACUCAUCGGAUCAGACAUUCAUUAAUGAAAUGUUAGAUCAGUUAAGAAAACAAAUUCAAAAACAAGAACUAUUUUCAGAAAAAAUUCAGAAAAGUUUACAAGAUUUAGAACGUUAUGCAUCGAGUCAUAAUAUUUCAUCGAUAUUGCAUUGUUUAGUUGAAAUUUUAUCACAAAUUCGACCAUUAGAUGUUCAUGAAAUUGAACGACUUGUUAGCAAAGCUAAAAAUGCGGCGAAAUUAAUUGCUGGUAAAGAUAUAAUAUUAUUGAUCGGGGAAACUGGAACAGGAAAAUCGACGACAAUACAGUUUCUCAGUGGUUCAAAAAUGAAAAAGACAAAAGUUGAAGUUGAACCAGGAAGAUUCUUAGAACAUAUAACGAUUGAUGGACCGAUUAGAAAUCCUGAUUUGAUAGAUGUAACAAGUAGUGCUAUAUGUAAAUCAGAAACACGAUAUAUUGCACCAGUAACAAUUCCAUUACGAGAUAUUUAUGGUGCACAUGAAUACGGAGAAAUAAUUCUAUGUGAUGCACCAGGUUUUGGUGAUACAGCUGGUCCAGAAGUUGAUAUUGCGAAUGGAGUUGGUGUUAUUGAAGCAUUGAAAGGUUGUAAAAGUGUGAAGAUUCUUGCUCUCUCAAGUUAUAAGAGUUUAGGUGAUCGAGGACAAGGUAUUCAAAAACUGGCUCAUCUUUUGAUUAAUAUGAUACAUGGAAUUCAAGAUAGGUUAAGCGCCAUUUUUUAUGCUUUUACUAAAUAUCCAUCAGAUAUCGAUAUAUCAGCAUUGCUAAUUGAUAUUAAAAUAUCUAAAGUUGAUAAGGAUCCAUUAUUACGAUCAGAUAGUGCAUUUGUAACUGUAUUAACAGAUAUGAUUAAUAAAACAAAACAUGGUGCUGAAAUUAUUGAUCCUCUUAAUGGAGAUCCAAAAACUCUUGUUGACAGAUUAAAACAUUUACGUGGUAUUAUGUAUCCUUCCGAAGUUUUUCAAUUUUCAAUCAGUUCAGAAACUCAAUCGUGCGUUGCGAAUCAAGCACAACUAGAUAAUUUAAGUGUUAAAUGUGCAUUAAAACAUAAAGAUAUUGAUCUUGUUUUACAUUAUUUAGAUAAAUUAAAAACAUUAAAAGAUUUACUUGAUGUUAGUAUAGUUCGAGAUUCAUAUGAAGAUGCAAUAAGAACAGUAAAAGAAACUUUAACAAAUUUUUGUACAGAAAUAACAAAAAAAUUUAACCGUUCAUUAGCAAGUCGAGAUGGUUUAAAAGAAGAAGAUAUUAAUGAAUAUAAAUCUUCAACUGAAUAUAUAAAAAAUAGUCAAAAAUUAAACAAACAUUUUGCAGAAGAUCAGUUAUCACCUGAAUCAUUAAUACAAAAUAUAAGUAGUGAAAUUCAAAAUAGAAAUGAAUUUCUCAUUGAAGAGCAUCUAUCAAGUUCUUUAAUAGGAAUUUAUCUCAACAAUGUUCUUCUUUUAAAAAAUUCAUUUCAACAAAUUGAACCAUUAUAUAAAGAAAUUUGUCAAAAUUAUCAAGAACGUUUUGAAAAACUAAUUGGAUCAACUGAUGAAUUAAUUAAAACUAAUGAUUUCAAUAAAAUUGCAGAUUUCAUUUUACAAAUAUCAAAAUGUAUACCAACGUUAGGUAAACAUCUUAAUAAUUUAGUUGAAGAUAAAUAUAACUCUGUUAUUCAAUUACUUUUACAAUAUUUAUCGAGUUUUCUUGAAAAAUCUCAGUCAGUUUUAGCUAAACCGAGAUUAAAUGAAAGUGAAAUUAAUACAGUUAAAAAUGCAGUUCUUGUAUUAGGAUCAGCGAAAGGAAAUGUUGCAUUACAAGAUAGUAUUUCGACUUAUAUUCAAAUAAUGAAUAAGAAAACUGAGAAUAUAAAAAGUGUAAAUGAAAUCUAUAAUUUAUUAAUUGAUAGUAUUAUCAAUUAUUUUAAUCAAAUAAAUGAUCGUAUAAAUCAAUUAUUCGAAAUUCAAGGAGAUCGUGCACUUGACGAUACAGAAAUUUUAAUUAAUGAUAUGGAUGCAAUUCGAACAAUUGAAGAAAUUGAUUCAAAAACAAUUGGAAUUUAUUAUCGUACAGUUGAAUCUAUACGUGGACAAAUGAAUCAGAUUCAAAGAGAAGUUCAAGAUUUACUAAUAUCAAUUGAAUCACAAAAAGAAACACCAAAUUAUACAAAAAUAGCACGAUUGUUAUCACGUAUGAAUAAUGCUAAAUGGAUGAAUCGUUUAAGUCCAGGUUCAUAUGACAUUGCAAUAAAACGUAUUACAGAAGAAUUAACUCAAUAUUUUUAUGAAUUAGAAGAACGUUUAAAGAAACUAGAUCUAAGUAUGAAACAUCCAGAAAAUAUUCCUAUUGCACAAGAAAUAUUUGAUAAACUUGAUUCAUUGAGUGUACUUGAUCGUUUUGUACCCGAUUUGAAAAAAUCGAAAGAUUUGAUGAUUCAAAGUUUUCUUGAUGAUAUUCAGAAUAAUUUUGAUAAUAUGCAAAAGAAAUUUCAAUUACAAGAUAUCGAUAUUUAUCAAAGGAAACAAGAAUUGAUUGAACUUGAACAAACAAAACAUGAUUAUGAUAACUUACAUCCAGCAAAUGUUCUUCUACAACAAAAUAAUUUUCCUAAUAUUGAUAAAUUAAAUCAAGAAAUAAAAGAUCUUGAAAAUAAACGAGAUAAGGAACUUGAACAUCAAAAUGAAAGAAAAUCAAAUAUUGAAAAAGAAUUAAAUAAUUUAAAAUUAAAGUCAAAUUCCAAUAAACAAGAAAUCAGUAAAAUUCAAGAACGCCUCUCUUUCCAAUUAGAAAUUAUUCGUGAUUUAGAAAACAAACAUAAAAAUAUUUUAGCUCCAUUUUUAUCAAUUAAAAAUCAAUAUGAAUCUUUAAUAACAACACGCAAUUCAACUACAGACGAACAAUUCAAGUUUCUUAAAGAUAAAAAAUAUGAUAAUAUUGAAUCAUUGAAUAAUAUUAUUAAUCAAAAGAAAGAUGAAAUCAAUAAAUAUCAAAACAAUCCGCGAACAUAUCAUUUUGAUGAUCGAUUUGAUGCCACAUCAGCCGAUAUUGCAUUGAUAUAUACAAGUAGUUGUGAAAAAAUAGCAAAUAUUCGUUUUAAAAAAAUGGGAGCUGAUAUUCAUACAACUUUAGGUAAAUAUAUAAAAGAAUAUGGAAUAUUUCUUAACAACGACAUUGAAGGAUUAUAUAGAUCUAUUAUAACGAAUUCUUCACAAGAAAAUCUUUCGGAAACUUUAGAGAAACGUUUAGAGCAACUUGUUUCAUUAAGUGAAUACAAUAAUGUUUUUAAAUAUAUUGACGGAAAUAAAAAAGUUACUUAUUGGCGUCGGAAAUUUCAAGAACAAUAUCAAUCAAGUUUUAGUCAGAUAGAAAAGUAUAAAGCAUUAGGAAAUUCUGAUGAGUUACAUAAAGAAUUGAUUAUUGUACAAGGUUUGAUAAGAGUUGAUCAUUUUUGUAGUGGAGAAUUUGUAAUCAAGUGUUUUGGAGAUUUAUAUAGAAUUAAUCAAAUGGAAACAACAAAAAAAUCAAAAGAAACUUAUCAAAUAGUUUUAGAAUAUAUUAAACAAGAAGAUUAUGGAACUGUUGAUGAUAUCUUGAUUGAUAUCGAUGGAAAAACAACAAAUUCAAGAGAUUUAAAUAGUAUUAAACAAGGUUUACAAGAUUCAUUUGAUAGUUUAACGAAAAAAACGUUGAAAAUUGCGAAUAGUAUUAAUCUUAAUAGUGAUUUUACAACGAUAAUCCAAAGUCAUGUUCAACAGAUGAAUAUCAAUUUAGAUAAAGUUCGUACUGUUUUAAAAAAACCCAACAUCUUAAACAUAGUUGAUGACAAAACUAAAUCAGAUUUAAAAGAAUUUGAAGGAAAACUAACGGAAUGUUUAUCGAACGUAUUAUUACAAGCAAUAAAUAAUACUGAAAAUUUGUUAAAAUCCAAUGAUAUUUUAGAAGUUGAAUUAAAUACAAUUAAACUUUUUAAUAUACGACAUGAAAUUGAUCAACAGUUGAAAUUAGAAUCAGUUACUGUAAAAAUAAAUGAAAUUAAAAAGAAAUUAGAUAAUCCUGGUAGUAUUAUAUUAGAACAAAAUGAUUAUUUAAAACAUAUUGAACAAUAUCGAAUACAUUCACCAAAAGUUCUUGUUUCAAAAUUACAAAAAGCUGAUGAAAAAUAUGAACCAAAAUAUAGUACAGUUCAAACACAAAUAUUAGCUGAAAUUCGUCUUAAUUUUGGCACUACUAUUGAUAAAAUAGAUAAAACACCAAUUGAUAAACGUUUAGAAUUAAUAAAUCCAUUAUACGAAGCUUUGGAUUUUUUACCAGAUGCAUUACAAUCUGAAUUUCGAGCAGAUAUCACUAAAUUAAGACUUGAAAUUCACGAAAAUAGUCGUACUUAUAAACGUGAAUUAGAAACAUUUCUUAAUAGUGAUCAAAUUAAUGAUGAAAUGAUUAAAAAAUUGAAUUCAUUCGAAGAAAAAUAUCAAAAAGAAAACCAAGAUGAAUUGUUGACUAUUUUACAUUCAGGAGUUUCGGCUAAGUUAGGAAAUUAUUGGAAAAAUGUUGAAAAAGCAUUUGAAAAGGAAGAUAUUUCAUCUGGUAUUGAAGAUAUGAAACAUAUUAUGAACUAUUACAUCUAUGCACCGUUAAUUCCUGCUAGUAAAAAGUUUUUUGAGUUAAUCUCUAAAUUAAUUAGUAAACAUAUCAUCAAUUAUUCAAAAACACUUAGUAGUAUAUUUUUGAUAAAAAAUAUUGAAACUGUUAGUCAAGCUUUUAAUAAUUUAAUUUUAUGUAUGGAUUUUAUUGAUUCAUUUUCUCCACCAAUAGAGAAUCUUAUUUCUCAGAAAACAUUAAAAGAUCUUACUUUAAAUUUAGACAAUAUAUUUAAUAAGUGGAAAAAUUUUAUUAAGAAUUUUAAUAUUGCUUUAAACGACAUGAAUAUUCAUGUAAUACGUGAAUCAUUAGAUAUAGUGAAUCAUUGUAAUAACGUUUUAAAAAGUAUUCAUGAGUGCACAUGUGACAUUUCAUUAAUAAAACCAUUUAUUGAACAGAUGAAAGAUAUACCUGAACAUUCAACAUUAAAUUUGAUGUUUACGAAUCAGAUUAUUGAAUUAGUUAAAACAUUUGAUAAAGAAUUAAUUAGUGAUAGAACAACGCGCUUUGAAACAGAGCGUGAACAACUAUUUAAGAAUCUUUCCAAAUCAUUAAAAACAUUUCGAUCAAUUACUGUAGAAUUUCCAAAAAGGUUCAUAGAAUUAUUCAGUCUUGAACAAAUUGAAAAAGACCUAAAGAAUAAAAUUGAUAAACUAAAACAAAAACUUCUUUCUUAUGCGAAUAAAACUGAUCCAUCACAAUCCGAUACAGAUCAAUUUCGUUUAUAUUAUAAUCAUCUUAUUUCGAUUGAAAAAUAUCUUUCAUAUUCUGAUCUUAAUAUUCCACAAAGUUUAGAAUCAGCUGAAAAACAUAUUCUUGAUAAAGUUAGUGAAUUAUCCAAAACUAUUCAUAAUUCAGUAUCAGAUUUUACUAAAGUAGCUGGUUAUUUAUUAAAAAUGAAAUUUUUUGCUGAAAAUUUUUCAAUGUUUGAUACAAAAAUUAAUCGAAAUAUUGAUGAAUGUUUGAAAUUUUUUCAAACAAAUCAAGGUCCAACUAUGAUUGGGCAGUUAACAAUGAUUUUAGAAAAAGAUGAAUUAGGUUCUCGAUUAAUAUCUGAACAUUCAGCUUUAAGUGGAGAAGAUUGGAGAAAAAGACGAGAAAAAAUGCAAAAUCAAGACAAUCUUGAUUAUGUUUUAAAAGAAUUAGAAGGAGAUGAUCUUUCAAAAGAUGUUUUAUCAAAACGUUAUGCAGUUUUUCGAAGAACAUAUGAUGAUUUAAUAUCAAAAAAUUUAGCUGCAUUUAAUUUCAAAACAGAAAAAGAACCUAAAUUAGAUAUACUGAUAUCUGAAACAAAAGCAUUAAUUGCGGAUGGAAAUCACAGAUCUGAUUCAAUUAAAUGGGAUAAAUCACUUCAAGACAAAAUUCCCGAUUUAUUAGCACAUAUUUUUGCUGUAUGGACUUUGAAAAAUACUCAACAUUAUAAUGAUAUGAGAGGAAUUGAUUCAGCACGAGCUUAUCUUUUAAUGCCACAUGUUGCACAAGUCAUUGCGAUUUUUCGUAUUUUUGGGAUUGGAUAUACGAAGUAUACAACAAUUUUUGAUUAUUUAUUAGGUUGGAAAAGAAUUUCCAGUGAUUUAGUUAAUAAUUUAGUUGAAGUUGGUACAGGAGAAGGAAAAUCCGUUAUUUUAGCGAUUGUUGCUUGUGUUUUUGCUUUAAUGGGUCUUGAUGUUAAUUGUUCAUGUUAUAGUGAAUAUUUAAGUCAAAGAGAUAAAAAUGAUUUUGCAUCAUUAUUUCAAGCAUUAGGUAUUGAUGAACGUAUUGAAUAUGGAACAUUUAAUCGAUUAUGUGAAAAUUUCUUAAAUGAACAAUGUAGUUUAAGAGAAACAGUUCGAGAAAUGAUUAUGGGUAAUAAAAAUAUCGUUGAUAUAAGCUCAAAAAUAACACGGAUGCGUCAAAAAGUUUUAUUAAUUGAUGAAGUUGAUGUUUUUCUUAGCGAAAAAUUUUAUGGUGGAAUGUAUACACCAUCAUUAUUGUUAAGAGAUUCAUCAAUUAAAGCUUUAUUAGAUGUAUUAUGGAAAAGUAGACAUUUAUUAACAUUAAAUGCUGUUAAAGAUACAUCUGCUUAUAAAGAUUGUGAAAAACGUUUCAGUAAUUGGAUUUCUCUUGUUGAUGAAGCAAUUAAAAGUAUGUUAUGUGCUCUACAGUCAUAUCAAUCAUCAACAUAUACGAUAAAAAAUGAUCGAAUUGUUUAUAUUGAAGGAGAAUCAUUUGUUGAAAAUGUUGUUCGUGGUUAUGAUACAAUUUGGGCUUAUUAUCAUGAAAAUCAAAAGGGUUUUAUUAGUGAACAAAGUUUAGAAACAAAUGUUGGAAUUAUUGUUAGUUGUGGAGCAUUUUCAUAUGCACAUAUGCCGAAAGAUUUUGGAUAUAUCACAGGUGUUUCAGGUACUUUAAGAACAUUAGCUGAUUCAGAAAAAAAUAUUCUUUCGGAUGUUUAUGGUAUAGCAAAGAGUACAUUUAUGCCAUCAGCUUUUGGUAAAAGUAAUCGAAAUUAUAGUUCGAUAAAUGAUGUUGAAGCUGUUGAAAAAUCAGAAUAUUUUAUGAGAAUUCGAGGAGAAAUUGAUUUAAUGAUUCGUGCUAAACGUGCUAUACUUGUUUUUUUUGAAUCAGAAGAACGUUUACUAGAGUUUUAUAAUUCAGAUGAAUUAGCGUCGUUAAGACAAUCAGUACAACUAAUAACUGAAAGAGUAUCAGCUAAAGAUAGAGAAACUUUUGUUAAACGUGCAGCUACUGAUGGUAAAGUAACAUUGUUAACACGAACAUUUGGACGAGGUACAGAUUUUAUUUGUCGAAAUCAACAAGUUUUAGCUAAUGGAGGAAUUCAUGUUUUACAAACAUUUUUUUCAAAAGAACUAUCGGAAGAAUAUCAAAUAAUGGGUAGAGGAGCCCGACAAGGAGAUCGAGGUUCAUAUCGAAUGAUUCUGUUAGAAAACGAUUUAGAAUGGAUUUUGGGUGCGGACUGGAAAAAUCAGGUAAAAAAGAUCAAAGGUCAAACCCUUUAUUCUGCAUUAAAUAAAGAACGUAAAAAACUUUAUGAAACAAAUUGUGCAGGAAAAAAAAGGGGAAUUGAUCAAUGUGAACCUGACCAUAAUCGUUCGGAAAAUUUUCUCGAUGCGAUUGUUAAAGGAGAUAUGACUAGCGUUAAGAAAUUUUUAUUUGAGCAAAAUCUUGGACCGAAUAUUUAUUCAAAUACUUCUCGUACAGUUUUAUUAAUGGAUGCAACAGGUUCGAUGUCGAAUCUUUUAUCUGCAACUAAAGAUACAGUUUGUACAAUGUUUGAACGUGCUUCAGUUAUUUUAAAAGAAAAAAAAAUACCAAGUGAUAUAUUUUCUAUGCAAUUUGUUGUUUAUAGAAAUUAUAACUCACUAGAAGAUAAGAUUUUAGAAGUUUCGCCUUGGGAAACAAGAGGUAGUCACUUAAGAGCUUUUAUGAAUACAAUUAGAUCAGAAGGUGGAUCGGGAGCAGAAGCGAUUGAAAUAGGUUUAUGGCAUGCUGUGAGAGAAAGCAACACAAAAGAAUCGAUUUCGCAAGUUAUUCUGAUUGGAGAUGCACCGGCAAAUACACAGGCAGAGAUUUUUUCGAAAAGAGGACAUCAUGGUGAAAAAUACUGGAAAAAUACGAAAUUUUCUAAUAAAACUUUUUAUUCAGAUGAAUUAAAAAAAUUGAAAGAUAAAAAUAUUCCAAUUCAUACAUUUUAUUUAACUGAAUAUGCGAAAAAUAAUUUUCAAGAAAUUGCUAGAGAAUCAAAAGGACGGUGUGAAUCACUUGAUAUUCGUUCUAGUGCAGGAAUUGAUGCAUUAACAAAUUAUGUUACUGAGGAAGUUCUUAGAAACGCAGCUGGAAGUCAAGGAGAUGAGGCUGUUAAGUUAUAUAGAGAAAAAUAUGUAAAAACGAGUUUUACAUCUUAG
This is a messenger RNA of Adineta steineri, 10962 nucleotides long. Lineage: Eukaryota; Metazoa; Rotifera; Eurotatoria; Adinetida; Adinetidae. The record is from the annotation of a GenBank genome assembly.